AUGCGUCUCGUCGACAUCUUGUUCAACCAGUUGCAGAAGAGAAAAACCGAGCCAGUGCAAGUUAAAACGGCUGUCGAUAAUUUUGAAAAAUGUAUUAUUGAUGUGAGAAAUAAAAUUGAUGACAUAAUAAAUGAAGCCAAAAGUAUUUGCACUGAACCCCAAGGCAACAAAAGGAGACGACGUAGUAAUAGCAGUCACGAUGACCGAGUUGCCGCAUUAGAAAUAUGCGACAAUAUAAUUUCAAUUCAAAGAUCAUUUGGUAGCCGCAUCCCCUUUUUUCCCGCAAACACUUUGGAGAAUACUGUGGUAAGUUUCCUGAUGACAAGUUGGAAACUACCUGCUUGGCUUAUCCCGAAUUCAGAAAAAAGUCGUUUAAAGACAGAGUUGUCUGUUAUUUAUGCACGGAAUGAUUGCCGAGAUUUACAUGGAACUCUGUCUCUUUUGAAAUUUCUGAUACAAAAUAGUUUGGAGGAAACACUAAAAGAAACAAAAAAGCUAUUAGAAAUUAUUGUUACAACUUCUAUGUCGACAUCAGAGGCUGAGCGAAAUUUCUCAACAUUGAAAAGAAUCAAGACCUUUCUUCGAAAUACUAUGACCCAGGAUCGCCUUACAGCGUUGUCGAUGCUGUCGAUUGAACAGGAAUUUAUUUCGACCAUGGAAAAUUUCAACGGGAAGGUGAUCGACAAAUUUGCUGCCAAGAAGGAGCGCAGGAUCGACCUGACAUAUAAAAAAUAG
Acanthoscelides obtectus is the source of this 735-nucleotide messenger RNA. The record is from the annotation of a GenBank genome assembly. Lineage: Eukaryota; Metazoa; Arthropoda; Insecta; Coleoptera; Chrysomelidae.